Molecule: messenger RNA, 1663 nt
Organism: Myotis daubentonii (Daubenton's bat)
Lineage: Eukaryota; Metazoa; Chordata; Mammalia; Chiroptera; Vespertilionidae
Gene: NIP7
Product: nucleolar pre-rRNA processing protein NIP7
Biological process (GO): ribosome assembly
Cellular component (GO): nucleus
Molecular function (GO): RNA binding
Source: RefSeq, a predicted model, not a curated record
AUGGUUUCUGAUUCGGCGGCGCUGGCGUGGGGAACCAAUGGAAAGCGGGCUUUGGGGUUGCCAGGGAGAGCGCGGCUGACUUCCUCUUCCGGCGACUGGGGCACGAGGAUCCGGUGUCCCAACAGCGGGAAAAUGCGGCCUUUGACUGAAGAGGAGACCCGUGUCAUGUUUGAGAAGAUAGCAAAAUACAUCGGGGAGAACCUUCAGCUGCUGGUCGAUAGGCCCGACGGCACCUACUGCUUCAGGCUGCACAACGACCGCGUGUACUACGUGAGUGAAAAGAUCUUGAAGUUGGCCGCCAACAUCGCCGGUGACAAGCUGGUGUCGCUGGGGACCUGCUUCGGGAAAUUCACCAAGACCCACAAAUUCCGGUUGCACAUCACAGCUCUGGAUUACCUUGCACCCUAUGCCAAGUACAAAGUGUGGAUAAAGCCUGGAGCAGAGCAGUCCUUCCUGUAUGGGAAUCACGUGUUAAAAUCUGGACUGGGUCGAAUCACUGAAAACACGUCUCAGUACCAGGGCGUGGUGGUGUACUCCAUGGCAGACAUCCCUUUGGGUUUUGGGGUGGCAGCAAAGUCUACACAAGACUGCAGGAAAGUAGACCCCAUGGCGAUUGUGGUAUUUCAUCAAGCAGACAUUGGGGAAUAUGUGCGACACGAAGAGACAUUGACUUAAAACGAAACCAUCGCAAGGACGUAUGGCUGUGUGGAAGGGCCUAGCUUUGUUUCCUGUGUCUGUGUAGGCUCCACCAUCAUGUUGAAUUUGGUCAACACUGUGAUCUCUCCAGGGACUUCUUAGUUUAAUAUGGACAAAUGCAGGCUGGAUUCUUAUUAAGCAGAAAUGGGUCAAAAAUGGCGUUUCGGGUGUUUGUGUUUGCUACUAAAUAGAAUAUCGUGUUUUAUAUUUCAAUCAGAGGGCUUCUUAUUUUCAGUAAAAGAUUCUAAAUCAUUGGGAUUGAGGACAAGAAUAGCUCAUUGUUAUCUGUGAUAACACUGUUUUUCAAGCUCAUGGUAAGAACACAACAGGUUUUCUUAUUUAUUUAUUAAUACUAGAAAGGUAGAUAUUGCUGUAUGAGAAUAGUUGGCCAUGCCUGGGAUUUACAGAUGAAAUUUGGGUAAAAUACUAAGAGCCAUUUAUUCUGCUAGUUUUCCUUAUGAUGAGUGCUGUGUGUUGUGGAAGAAAACUUGGAUCCUAAACCUAGUUCUAAUACCUACCAGCUCUAUGAUGCUGUAGAUGAGUCAUUAAACUUUAAUGAGCUUCAUUUUCUCUGUUUCAAAAAACAGCUUUAACCAUCUACCUAAGAAUGGUUUUCAGAAUUUGCCUGGCAAAUGACAGGUGCUGACUAAGUGGUAAGAAUUGUUUUUAUGUUGCAUAUACUGAGUGUUUCUGCUACUAAGCGUAGGAUCUAAUGAGUAUAAUUUGAUUAUAUUAUUUUGGUUUUUCCAAGCUGUUUUCUGCAUCUUUUUCCUGGAUGGUGAUUUCAGGUUGAAUGUUAUUUUCAUCACCUUGGUUUCCUAAAACAUUUCCCUUAUGAACUUUUUACUUACCUUACUGGACUGGACAAAAAGCACUAAUCAGAGACCCUGAAAUAAUGUACCUCCUUCAUUCUUCCCCAUGCUUUCUGAAAUCAUUUUUAGAAUUAAAAUAUUUUUAAAAUGAAAGU